Messenger RNA from Hemibagrus wyckioides, 838 nucleotides. Its product is annotated as troponin I, slow skeletal muscle-like. Bases 1 to 591 code for a protein of 196 amino acids. Gene Ontology annotation, biological process: muscle contraction. Gene Ontology annotation, cellular component: troponin complex. The transcript is spliced from 6 exons. The record is from RefSeq and is a predicted model, not a curated record. NCBI's taxonomy places the organism in Eukaryota, Metazoa, Chordata, Actinopteri, Siluriformes, Bagridae.
AUGCCUCCUUUCUUUGUUCGCCACUCUGAAGUCAUCCGUCUGUCCUCUGGAAGUCAGAAGAAACAAAAGCCAAAAAUUUCAGCCUCACGGCGUUUAUACUUAAAGACCAAAAUUCUGAAGAAAGCCAGCACUUUGCUGGAUGAGGAGAAGAAUGAGAAAAAAAUCGAGCGAGAGAGAAUCCUCGGUGAACGAGUGCCUCCUCUCUCGCUGAGUGGCUUAUCACUGCAAGACUUACAGAACCUGUGUAAGGAACUGCAUCGCAAAAUCGAUGUUGUUGAUGAGGAGCGCUAUGACAUUGAGGCUAAAGUUACUAAAAACGAAAAAGAGAUUGCAGAACUGAACCACAAAAUCUUCGAGCUGAAGGGCAAAAUGAAGAGACCCAACCUGAAGAGAGUGAGAGUGUCUGCAGAUGCCAUGCUCGGAGCUCUGCUCGGAUCCAAACACAAAGAGUCCAUUGAUUUCAAGGCCAACCUUAAGACAGUCAAGAAAGAAGAGGAGAAGAGAGAAGAGGUUACUGACUGGAGGAAGAACGUGGAUGCCAUGUCCGGGAUGGAAGGCAGAAAGAAGAUGUUUGCUGGAACUGCAUCGUAGUAUAGUGGAAUGAUAAAAAUCCAAAUAACUGGACUUUCCAAGUUCUGGAAAUAAAUAUACUUUUGCAUGAAUUUCAACCUGUAAUCCACUGUGAUUAAAAUGGCUUCUGUGGGAACACAUAAAGAACACAUUUGUUUAUAAUAAUUUAUGAUUAUUAUAUAUGUAUUGUAUAAUAAUGAUUGUAUUAUAACAAUAUGCGGUUUAUAUGUGAUGUAAGCCUAAUAAAGUGCUGGUUUCUUAAAGGUCA